AUGACCGCUCCCUCCUCCUUCAACGGCCGCCAGGCCGACAAGAGGGUUGCCGUCCCUAUCAUCGCCCGUCCAAACAUCGAGCCACCCAGAGAGAGGCAGGCUCACGUCCAGAUGGCCGCCGUCGCGCGUCCUGCUGCUGUCCGUAGCUCUCUCCUCAGCAACAUGACUCUCCAGGCGCACGUUGCGGUUGCUGGCCCCAUCAAUCAGCCCGUCCCACAGGAGACGGCCCCCCUCACCACGCCAAUGCAAUGGCUGGUGCGCAACAGCGAUGCGGACGCCCCACACGUUGCGCAAGCCCCCAUUGGCACUCCCAMAGGGAACGUGAAUCCCCCCCGCCCGUCCUUCUCCACCGACCUCGGCCCAAACGGUGGCCACUACGUCCGCAUCAGCGGCAUCAAAGAGUCCACCGUCUUGGAGACGCAGAGGGCCCUGUAUUCCUCCUACAAGUGGUCGGAGAAGCUCCUUGGCAGCCGCUCAUCGGGAGAAGGAGAUACAUUCAAGAUGUAUCUCCGGUUCGACAGUAUCGAAGAAGCGGCCCAAGCGGGCGAGCAAGUGUCAAUGGCGCUGCCCGGAGCCCAGACGGACCCCGUCCCAUUUCACGAGUAUGCCACUGCUGAGGGCGGUCCACGGGACGACGGCCAGUUUUACGACGGCCAAGUCAUCUUCACGGCCAAAUUCAUUGGCCCUAUUUCUCAGCUCAACAAGGAAGAUGCGUACCUGGAGUUCGAAAAGACGACUUCGCUCUUUGACGGUAUCCGCGCCUCUGAAGAGGUCCGGCAGACGGCGACCACGGUGGAGUUUCGCGUGGAAUUCGACAGGAUCUCCGGCGCUCGCCUCGCUCUGGCCGCGGUGAGCACAGAGUCGCCGUACGUCAACAACGGAUGGAUGGUCACAACAAAGGAAAUCAUGGACCCCCUGAAGUCCAGGAAGCAGAUGCCCGACGUCAUCACCCAAAGCCCAAGUGGACGCUCAGCAUGGAGCGUAGAUGCCAACGGCAACCUCGUCGUGAAGCAGCCAACGCAAUCCCUGUCUCAGCUGUUCAAGUCCAUGGCGAUCGUCCCGUUCCAGCCGGCUCAGCAGCUCUGGCCAGUCAUGUGCGGCGGUUACGAUGUGUAUGACCAUUACGGUCGUUCGGCGCAGCCGUACCAAUCGUACCAGCCGUAUGAUGAUCGCCACUCCUCGGCGGACAUCUACUUGGAGGACAUCCGCGAGGGCCAUGACGUACGUACGACAAUCAUGGUUCGCAACAUUCCGAACAGUUGGUCGUACGCCGAGCUCAAGGAUCGCAUGGACGAGUACUGCCAUGGCCUGUACGACUUCUCGUACCUCCGCAUCGACUUCAAGGAGGGCACCAACGUCGGCUAUGGUUUCGUGAACUUUACGCGCGCCGUGGACAUAAUCCCGCUGCACGAGGGCCUCUUUCAGAAGCCUUGGGUCCGCGGCGGCAAAGGCAGAAAGUGUAACAUGUCCUACGCCACCGUCCAGGGAAUCGACUGUCUUAUCGAGAAGUUCCGCAACUCCUCGAUCAUGGACGAGGCUCCACCCUACAAGGCCAAGCUGUGGUGGACCACCUUCGAUGUCAACGACACCGAGAGUGCCAAUGAGGCCUCAGCCAGCAGCAACACCCAGAUGGUCAAGUCCUCCGGUGGCGCCACGCAUUUCGUCACGCCUGACAUGGUCGGCACAGAGCGCCCAUUCCCUCCUCCAGACAACGAGACCAAGCACCAGCGCUCCAACGCCAACGCCGCCAACAGCGAGCUGUAUCCUGGCGCGCGCGGUGGCCUGAUCACUCGAGGUGGCAGACGCGGCAGACGCGGCGGCUUCUCCAACUACGACCGCGGCACCACUCAUCAGAUGCACGAGGAGUUCUUCCAAGCCCUACCCAUGCCAUACGGCUACUUCCCAGUCGUCCCGCCACAGCUCAUGAUGAGCCCGUACUACCAGCAACACCACCCCGUCGGAUAUGGUAACAACCACUACCAGCACCACAGCGGUCCCGGGUACGCUGCCAACCAUCGCCAGUAUAAGAGCAGUGCCCGCGGCGCUCCUCGCGACGGCUUCAUGUCCAACGACGCUCGCAACGACGCUCGCAUGCCGCGAUCAUUCGAAUUUGAGGACUCGCAUGCGACUUCGUCUCGUGGCGGCUUCAACAAGCGUGGUGGUCGCAUCUACACCUAG
Ramularia collo-cygni is the source of this 2178-nucleotide messenger RNA. RefSeq lists its product as uncharacterized. Bases 1 to 2178 code for a protein of 725 amino acids. Gene Ontology annotation, molecular function: nucleic acid binding. The record is from RefSeq and is a predicted model, not a curated record. Lineage: Eukaryota; Fungi; Ascomycota; Dothideomycetes; Mycosphaerellales; Mycosphaerellaceae. The transcript is spliced from 4 exons.